CGAGCGUUAUUACUUGAUUUAGUGCAAGGCCUGCGCUCAUUUUCGUUCCAGCAGUGGCGCAUUAAAGUUAGCGAUCCGCUGCGCUGCCAUUCCAUAUAUGUGUUACACAUAUGUAUCGGAGCAUGCCAGAAUUACUAUCUGUGUGCGCGAAUAUAGAGUGUGAUUUCGCUGUGUAAACAAGAACCGCGAAUCGGAGAAUAUAUAGUAUAGCAGGCAAAAAAAUCACACGGAGCGGCGCGCCUGAAAAACCCGUGAGUCAUCGCGACGUGGCCGCAGCAGAUAAUUUCCCAUUCGCCGCGACAUCGGGGAAGUACCCAAAAACGAAUAGUCGAUCGGAGCAGCGCGCUUCGAUCAUUAGUGUUUCGCUCGGCAAAGUCAGCGGUUCAGUUUUUGGAAUUAUAACGACGCAAUAAACAGGAAAAAUAUUUGCUUGAUAAAGAAACAACGACGAAAAUGAAUCAAUACUACGAUUUGGACAAGGGCAAAAAUGUGCUUUUCAUGAACGAUGCAUCCAGCACAAGUGGAUACAGUAGUGGCAACUCCCCCACCUCCACCACCCAAUCCUUGUCGCCCGCCCACUCCCCCGAAACGAUGGCCCUGCAAACGGAUUUUGCCAAUCUGAACUUGCCAGCCGGCAACUCACCACAGCCGCUGGCGCUGCCAAACUCACCAUACCAACAUCAGCUGUUGAGCCAACAAUUCGACGCCAGCAAUUUGAUAAAUUCCGCUGGAGUUGCGAAUGCCCAAGGGUUUGGCAACAUGUACAUGGAUCAUCAGUACUAUGUGCCCGCUGCAGUGCCUCCCGCUCCUGGCGGCCAGCUCUUUGGAUACCAGCAAAACGGACUGGCGGCUGGCGGCGAUAGCAAACACGUGCCGCAGCUGAGAAUCGUGGAGCAACCGGUGGAGAAGUUCCGGUUUCGCUACAAGAGCGAAAUGCAUGGAACACAUGGAUCCCUGAACGGGGCCAACUCCAAGAGGACGCCCAAAACCUUCCCGGAGGUCAGCCUUUAUAACUACGACGGACCCGCCGUCAUCCGUUGCAGUCUGUUCCAAACCAAUCUGGACAGCCCCCAUUCCCAUCAGUUGGUGGUGCGCAAGGACGAACGGGAUGUCUGUGAUCCCCAUGAUCUGCACGUGUCCAAGGAUCGGGGCUAUGUGGCCCAGUUCAUCAACAUGGGCAUCAUACACACCGCCAAGAAGUACAUCUUCGAGGAGCUCUGCAAGAAGAAGCAGGAUCGCCUGGUCUUCCAGAUGAACCGUCGCGAGUUGUCCACCAAACAGAUGCAGGAGCUGCACCAGGAGACGGAGCGUGAGGCCAAGGACAUGAAUCUUAACCAGGUGCGUCUCUGCUUCGAGGCCUUCAAGAUCGAGGACAACGGCACCUGGGUGCCCAUUGCUCCGCCCGUGUACAGUAAUGCGAUCAACAACCGGAAGUCGGCGCAAACCGGAGACCUGAAAAUCGUGCGGCUGAGCAAGCCCACGGGCGGAGUAAUGGGCAACGAUGAGCUUAUAUUGCUGGUGGAGAAGGUCAGCAAGAAGAACAUUAAGGUGCGCUUCUUCGAGGAGGACGAGGAUGGCGAGACCGUGUGGGAGGCCUUUGCCAAGUUCCGGGAAUCGGAUGUCCACCACCAGUAUGCCAUUGUGUGCCAGACGCCUCCGUACAAAGACAAGGAUGUGGACCGUGAGGUGGGCGUUUCCAUUGAGCUGAUACGUCCCUCCGACGACGAGCGAUCCUAUCCGUCGCUGCCCUUCCGCUACAAGCCGCGCGAUGCGAUCGUGUCUAGGAAACGCCGACGCACCUGCUCCUCGGCCAACAGCAGCAGUUCCGGCAAUCCGAGCUCCAAUAAUUCCCUGGAUCUUCCCAAAAUAUUGGCCCUGGCGCAGCCACCCAAUGGAUUGCCAAACUUCUCGCACCACGAUCAGACAAUCAGUCAGGAGUUUGGUCGCGAAAUGCAUCUGAAUGAUUUGAUCAACUCGGAAAACUUCCGCAAGCUUAUAGAGCACAACUCGGACGAGCUGGAGAAGAUCUGCAAUCUGGACAUGGGCGAGCUGCAGGCAGAUGGCCAUGGGCGUUCCGAAGUGAUGCCGUCAUCGUCGUCGUCGGGUCGAAGCCUCACCACUCAGUACCUGAGUGCUAUAUUCAAGAUCUUCGAACAACGAACAACGAUGGGGGCCGAGACCUCGCGCCGCCGAGUAGAAGAACUAUUCACAGAUCACGCUUUGAAGAACGACAACAACGAUACGUUGCUGCACGAGGUGAUUAGCUACAAAAAGGACAACCUGAAGUUGGCCAUCAGGACGAUACAGGUAAUGAAUCACUUUAAGCUGAGCGAGCUGGCCAGCAGUGCAUUGAAUGCGGAUGGAGACAGUGCGUUGCAUGUGGCCUGUCAGCACGAUCGACCGCACUACAUACGUCCCUUGAUGGGCCUAGAGGUAAGCCCCAAUCAGCAGAACCACGCGGGCAACACGCCCUUGCAUUUGGCCGUUAAGGAGGAGCACAUUAACUGCGUGGAGAGCUUCCUGAAGGGACAGCCCACCAUGAUGCAAUUGGAUCUCUCGCUGAAGAACGACGAUGGGCUCACGCCAUUGCACAUGGCCAUCCGGCAGAACCGGUACGAUGUGGCCAAGAAACUGAUCAGUCAUGACCGGAGUUCGAUUAGCGUGGCCAACACAAUGGACGGAAACAAUGCCCUGCACAUGGCUGUGCUCGAGCAAAAUGUGGAGCUACUCGUGCUCAUUUUGGAUGCCCAGAAUCAAAACCUCACCGACAUUCUGCAGGCACGAAAUGCCGCAGGCUAUACGCCACUGGAGUUGGCCAGGCACAAGGCAAACGAGCGGGUGGUUCAGCUGCUGGAGAAGGUGUAUCCGGAAAAGAGUGAUGGAUGCGCCAUGACCUGGAUUCCGCGAAAGGUCAAGGAGGAGAUAGACUCAUCCUCGGAUGAGAGCAGCGAGGCUGGCCAGCUGGAGAUCAAGUCCGAGGAGAUGGAUAUCAAAACAGAGGACGAGGAUCCCGAGGAAUUGGACUUGAGCUCCGGUCGACGAGCACGGCAAUCAGUGGCGGCGACCAGUGAAGAUGCCGAAAUGGAGCCCGUUCCGCGUCACAAACUGCAGCUGCUGCUCAGGAACAAGUCGCUGUACGACCAACUCAGUGCGCUGCUCAAUGAGCCACUGGGACAUGGGCCAGAUCCCAGUCUGGCCAAAUGGAAGCAGGUGGCCCGCCAAGCCAAUCUGGAGCAGUUCAUCUUUCUCUGGCUGAGUGCCGAUGGUCUAUUGGAUCACAUCCUGGAAAACGGCGCCAGUGAGGAGUUUGCAGCAUUUGCCCGCGCCCUUGAGACAAUCGAUGCAAAGGCCUACGCACUUCUAGAUCGAGAUUUACAUUAGGUCCUAGGUUACUCCUCUUCCUCCCAUGUACACCCCAAACCCAAUCCCUCUCAAAACAGAAACAACUUGAUUUUGUAUUGAACAUGUUGAUCAAUAAAGUACCUUAGUUUUAUAA
This is a messenger RNA of Drosophila elegans, 3496 nucleotides long. It is a transcript of the gene Rel, whose product is annotated as nuclear factor NF-kappa-B p110 subunit. The record is from RefSeq and is a predicted model, not a curated record. Bases 454 to 3381 code for a protein of 975 amino acids. Gene Ontology annotation, cellular component: cytoplasm. Lineage: Eukaryota; Metazoa; Arthropoda; Insecta; Diptera; Drosophilidae. Gene Ontology annotation, molecular function: DNA binding; DNA-binding transcription factor activity; protein binding. The transcript has 2 exons. Gene Ontology annotation, biological process: response to cytokine; cellular response to stress; canonical NF-kappaB signal transduction.